AUUAUUACUCGACUCGAUCGAGCACAAUUGCCGCCAUCUUGCUCUCCAUCUCUCUCCCGCCCCUGUUUCACCAAGAGCGUCGAAGGACUGACGGAAUUUUCAUCGGUUUCUCGGUUGAACCAAUGGCGUCUUCGAAGCUUCUGAUGACUUCGAUUGCGGCGGCGUUCGUGAUUUACGGUGUUGGAGCGGACUCGGGGAUUGAGGAAUUGCGUUCCAGGUUAUCUGCCCUAGAAUAUAGUAUCGCAGAUAGAAUUCAGGAUAUAAAGAAGAAGGAUCAGAGCAUCUUGAAUUUCGAAAAUGCUAUUAACGAGAAGUCAGCAAGCAUUUUUUCUCUGCAGAGUCAGAUAGAAUUACUUCGGAAACAAGCUGCUGCUGAUGCACAACAGUAUGUGGAAAAGGUCAAUAAACAAGCUUCUGAGAUGGAAAAACAGGUUGCUAGGCUUAAGAGUGAGAUUGAAGCACAGACUAUGAAGAGAGGUGCUCUGGAAGCUCGGGGCGCUGAAGCAGAGAAGAAUAUGCAAGAACUAAAUUUAAAGCUGGAGCGUUUUUUCUUUCAGCUCCAAGAGAAUUAUGAUAAACAGAAGCUCAGAAUAAAAAAUACCGAACGUGAUCUUCAAGUUGCUGAGGAGGAGUUGAUGAAAGCACAAUUAGAAGCAGCUUCAAAGUUAAAAAAGUUGACUGAGGUUCAUGUAGCAUGGCUUCCAGCAUGGAUUGCAUUUUAUAUGAGUCAUUGCGUGGAUGUUGCAGUAACCCACUGGAAUGAGCAUGGAAAACUGGCAUUGGAUGGUUUCUUCCAAAAGGCAUCAGAGAAAUCAGCACGUGUGGAGAAAUGGGCUGAAAGUCAUUUGCAUGCAACCCAAACUAAAUGGAUCCCUGUUGCGAAAGAGCGAAUGUUCAGCUUUACAUCCUACGUUCAACCAUAUGCUCAGCUUACAUCAGCAAAAACCAUGGAAGUUUAUGAGACAUUCAAGAAAAAAAUCGCACCCCAUAUUAUGAAAGUACAAGAACUACCGAAUCCUUAUUUCCUGGAAGCUAGGAGGUUCUCAAAGCCUUAUGUUGAUCAGAUUACUAAUGUUGCUAGGCCGCAUGUUGAGCAAUUACAAGUUGUUUUUGAUCCUAACCUUGCAGUUCAAUCAUAUAAAAAGUUUGCUAAAACAACAUUGACUUACCACAAUCAGGUUAAAGUCACUGUCCAUGAGAACCUAAAGAAACAUGAUUUAACUAAACGGUUCGCAACUACGGAACUUUCAUGGUUUUUGGCAUCUGCAAUCUUGGGGUUUCCCAUGUUUUUCCUACUCAGACUUCUUUCGGCUAUUUUCUGUAAGAAAACAAUCUGUGGCCAGAAUGCAAACAGGAAUCAAGCACCAAGAAACCAAAAGCGCAAGCAUGGUGGCAAAUAGGAUAUCAUAACCUUACUAUCCUUGCAUAAUCUUAUUUUUUAGGUACAAGCUGGUUUCUCCCUUUUCCCUCAACUGUAAAUGGUUUUUUUGUUUCUAAUAUACCUACUCAUGAAAGAAGAAGUCCCUUACAUCUAUCAUGUACUUAGAAAGCAAUACUUUCUGAACUAUUCUACAAGAGGUCAUGGCUUUUUUUUAGGCUGUUGAUAGUUUUUGCAAUGUAAUACUAAAGAAUGUGAAGAUCCUAAGCUUGUUCUAUGAUAAUAGAUUUGCCUCAUUUUAUUGGGAUGCUUCU
Dendrobium catenatum is the source of this 1692-nucleotide messenger RNA. Its product is annotated as apolipoprotein A-I. Bases 123 to 1400 code for a protein of 425 amino acids. The transcript has 14 exons. The record is from RefSeq and is a predicted model, not a curated record. Lineage: Eukaryota; Viridiplantae; Streptophyta; Magnoliopsida; Asparagales; Orchidaceae.